GCAUCUUGUCAAUGCCCAUGGCCAAAAAUUUUCUCUGUCAGAUAACAUUCAAUUAGUAAAAUUCCUUCUCUGCAUUGUCGAAUGCUCUCAUGGACAGUUGAUUGACUCAUCUUAUACAAGUGCCAACCGAAAGUCUGAUGCAGUAACUGGAAAGAUGUUAUCUAAGUACUGUAGUUUGUGGGAGGUUGAAACUGUUAUAUUUAUGAUGCUUGGUGAAGCAUUCUCAAGGGUCGGGUCUUACUUUCCUGCUGAAAUUUGGCAAUCUACUAUUGAGGUGCUUAGAAAAUUAAUGGAUGCCUUGACAUCUAGAAGCUUGCUUGUUGAAGACAUUGUUAUGUCCAGGUUUUAUGUGUCUCUUCUUAAUUGUUUACACUUGGUUCUUAUGGAUCGUAAAGGUUCCCUUCUUGACCAUGUGUCUAGUUUCGUGGCAACACUACGCUUGUUCUUUGUUUAUGGCCUUACCACUAGGCGGCAAUUUACUUUUCCCGUUAGUAGUCAGAAGGAGAAAGAACUUGGUGAAAGGCACCUUAAGGCUACGUUAGAAGAACCUACAAGAAAAGAUCAUGCUCCGUAUAGGCCUCCACAUUUGCGCAAAAAGGAUAGCAUGAUUAUGAAGCAGCCGAAAGCCAUGGAUUCUUAUUGUUUGCCUGAUCAUGAAUCUUCUACUGCUGAUUUUACAUCAUCAGAUUCAGAUUACAGUGACAGUGAUGGAUCAGGAAAAGAGAUUGAUAGUAUUCGAAGCUCUAAAGUUAGAGUUGCUGCGAUUUUUUGUAUACAGGAUCUUUGCCAAGCUGAUCCCAAGUCAUUUACUACCCAGUGGACAAUGCUUUUACCAACAAAUGAUGUUCUGCAACAGAGAAAGUUCGAUGCCACUCUAAUGACGUGCUUGCUAUUUGAUCCUCAUCUAAAGGCACGGAUCGCAUCUGCCUCAGCUCUCGCAGUUAUGCUAGAUGGCCCUUCAUCUGUUUUUCUGCAGGUAGCAGAGUACAAGGAAUCUUCUAGAUGGGGAUCUUUCAUGGCACUUUCAAGUUCCCUUGGCCGAAUACUGAUGCAACUUCAUACUGGCAUCCUGUUCUUGAUCCAGCAUGAAAGUUCCAGUAGAUUGCUGCAAUCUCUGUUCAAGAUUCUUAAGCUUUUGAUAUCGUCUACACCAUAUUCAAGAAUGCCCGGAGAAUUGUUACCGGAAAUUAUAACAUCUCUGUUAUCAAGGACUGAAAAUGGGUUCCCUUUCAAAAGUGAUCAGACUGGUUUGCUGGCUGCUACCAUUAAUUGCUUGACAGCAGCUCUAUCUACCUCACCUCCAUCACCACAUGUCAAACAACUGCUGCUACAAGAGCUGUCAACAGGUGGUGUUGUCGCUGAAAAGAAGUUACAUGUUCUCUCCACAUUAUUUCGAUAUUCUGAGCACCUAACAAACUCCGCAAUAUCGGUUGAAGCUCUUCAGGCCCUUAGAGCUCUGAUACACAAUUACCCAUACAUGGCAGUUACAUGUUGGGAACAAGUUUCCACUAUAUCUUCCAAAAUUUUGAGGGUUGCAAUUCCAGAAGUUUCUGCUAGUGCAUGGAGGGGACAUAUGGGGGAAAAUUUUGGGUUUGCCGGGGAAAAAGUUAUAACAGCAUCAAUCAAGGUCUUAGAUGAGUGUCUUCGUGCUAUUUCUGGAUUCAAAGGGACUGAAGACCUUUUUGAUGAUAAAUCAUUGGAUACUCCUUUUACCUCCGAUUGCAUAAGGAUGAAGAAGGUAUCAUCUGCUCCGUCAUAUGAACCAGAGAGCAUACAAGAUACCAAUGAAUCAAAAGCAUUUGAGUCAGGAAGUGAGCAUUGGUCUAAGAUGAUAGAGAAUCACAUGCCUCUGAUACUAUGGCACAUUUCUUCUAUGGUGAGAACUGCAUCAUUGACUUGUUUUGCUGGCAUCACAUCUUCUGUAUUCUUCUCCCUCUCAAAGGAGAAACAAGAGUUUAUUGUUUCUUCUUUGGUCACUGCUGCUCUAGAUGAUAAGGUUCCUUCAGUUAGGUCAGCUAGUUGUCGAGCUAUCGGUGUAAUCUCUUGUUUUCCACAAGUUUCUCACAGUGCAGAGAUUCUUUCCAGGUUUAUCCAUGCUAUUGAAAUCAAUACUCAUGAUCCUUUGGUUUCGGUGCGAAUAACAGCCUCAUGGGCUUUGGCAAACAUUUGCGAUUCUCUGCGUUACUGCAUCAAUGAUUUUCGUUUAGAAAAGUCUGCAGACUCAGUUGCAAACUCUCAAUUGAUGGAACUGUUAGCGGAGAGUGCUUUGCGGCUAACAAAAGAUGGUGACAAGAUCAAAUCAAAUGCUGUGAGGGCUCUAGGAAAUCUAUCAAGAAUUGUUAGAUGCACUUCUGGCAUGCAUGAUCAUUUGUUGGAGAAAGUGGUUCAAGCAUUCCUUUCUUGUGUUACGACUGGGAAUGUCAAGGUCCAGUGGAAUGUUUGUCAUGCGCUGAGCCACCUAUUUUUAAACGAGACAUUAAGACUGCAAGAUAUGGAUUGGGCUUCUUCUGUUUUUAGCAUUCUACUACUAUUACUACGUGAUUCUUCAAACUUUAAGAUCAGAAUACAAGCUGCUGCUGCUUUGGCUGUGCCAACCUCUGUACAUCAAUAUGGUAAAUCCUUCUCGGAUAUUGUCCAAGGUCUCGAGCAUAUAAUUCAAAUUCUAGGUUCUGACCAGAUAUCAGUGCCAUCAAGUUUCAAAUACAGGAUUGCACUUGAAAAGCAGAUAACGUCAACCACAUUGCAUAUUCUUAGCCUUGCUUCUGGCAGUGAUCAGCAACCUUUGAAAGAUUUUCUUGUCAAGAAAGCGCCGUUUUUAGAGGAGUGGUUGAAGGUUGUAUGCUCCAGUCUAGGAGAGACAAGUAGUGGGACAGAGGCUGGAAAUUCCAGUGGAAACCAAAAGAAACAGGUGAUAGCCAUGGCAAUACGUUCACUCAUUGAAGUGUUUGAGAGGAACAAUCACCAUGCAAUUGCAGAGAAAUUUGAGAAGUUAUACAACAGCAUACCGUGAACGAUAUUAUUUUGUGCAGUUGGUUUAUGAAUACUUCACAGUUCACAUUGUUGGAUUGGAUUACUUGACCCCAUUUUUCAGGUGGGGUAAUUUUUGCUCUCAAACUCAUCAUGCGUGCAUGAAGAAAGGCAAUCCUUGAAGGUAGUCUUGUCCUCCCGUGAAACAGGUUCUAUGCAUCUGCUUGGUCAUGUAUAGACAUUUGUAAUGCAAGAAAUGGUGGGCUUGCGCGUUCUCAACGACAGUUAGGAGAUACUCAUACUCAACCAUUAAUACAUUUGGGAAUGAGAAGUUGCCAUCUUGACGAAGGAAUCUUUAAAGAAAAGCUCCUUGCUACGGAAUGAUGCUUUUUUUUUUUUUUUUUUAU
Jatropha curcas is the source of this 3374-nucleotide messenger RNA. NCBI's taxonomy places the organism in Eukaryota, Viridiplantae, Streptophyta, Magnoliopsida, Malpighiales, Euphorbiaceae. The record is from RefSeq and is a predicted model, not a curated record.